UACAGUAGGCAAGCACAAUGUAUGAGGCGCUGUGUUCCAUUUUAUAACCCUCUUAGCUUCUGUAAAUCAGUAAGUAAGGACUUCCUUACAGGGUGCUAAAGUUCGUUCAGCUAUAGCCAACUAUGGUCAGACACAGGGGGGACAUAUGGAGUUCGAUUAAGGUACUCAGGCUUUCAAUUCCUGCAUCAGCUGUCGGCGUGUGUGUAGUAAAGUCCUGAAAUAUUUGCAGACUUCCUCCAGGUGUUUUCUGGUGCUGCCUGUGCCAAAAAAAAAAAAAAAAAACAUGGAAAAGGAAGAGAUCAAAGAAAGAUCCCCAUUGGGUGAGAUGGAAGAGCAGGUGAAGGAGGAGCAGGCCGGUGUCAGCAGCAGCAGCACAGAGCCAGCCAGAGGGGAGGAGGUGGUGAAGAAGCGUGGGAGCUCCACGCAGGACUCGAGGAGGAGCAGCUCCUCUCGCUCCUCCAGGAAGAGCUUCCGCCUCGACUACAGGCUGGAGGAGGACGUCACUAAGUCCAAGAGGGACAAGCAUGGCCACUUCGUUAACCCCUGGCCCACGUGGCAUUCGCCUACCUUGUACAACGUGCUGAAAUGGCAGUUUACAGAGAAGGACCACAGCAAAGUUCCCAGCUCUAAAGAGGAGCUUGACAGGGAGCUGCCAGUGCAGGAGCCCUACUUCAUUCAGAACCCUCAGCUGGCUGGCAAGACGGGUGCAGGGAUGAGAGCCACAUGGCUGGGUCACGCCACUGUCUUGGUAGAGAUGGACGAUCUGACCUUCCUGACUGACCCCAUAUUCAGCCAGCGGGCCUCCCCCUUACAGUUUAUGGGGCCUAAGCGUUUCCGGGGACCCCCCUGCUCAGUGGCUCAGCUCCCCAAGAUUGAUGCCGUGGUCAUCAGCCACACCCACUAUGACCACCUGGACGCCGGCUCAGUGGCCAGUCUGAAUGAGCGCUUUGGCAGCGAGCUGCGCUGGUUUGUGCCCCAGGGCCUCAUGGACUGGAUGCAAAAGUGCGGCUGUGAGAAUGUCAUUGAGCUCGACUGGUGGGAGGAGAACUGUGUCCCAGGCCACGAUGAGGUCACCUUUGUGUUCACCCCAGCACAGCACUGGUGCAAGCGCACUCCCACAGACGAUAACAGGGUGCUCUGGGGAAGUUGGUCCGUCCUGGGACCCGGAAACCGCUUCUUCUUCGCUGGGGACACAGGUUACUGCUCAGCUUUUGAGCAGAUUGGAAAACGGUUUGGCCCCUUUGACCUGGCAGCUAUUCCCAUCGGAGCAUACGAACCAAGGUGGUUCAUGAAAGCCCAGCAUGUGGAUCCAGAGGAGGCGGUAAGGAUUCACAUUGAUGUCCAGGCAAAAUGUUCGCUUGGCAUUCACUGGGGGACGUUUGCUUUAGCUUAUGAGUUUUACUUGGAUCCACCUGUUAAACUUAAAGAAGCCAUGGAGAGAUACGGACUGAACCAGGACAACUUCUUUGUUUUAAAGCAUGGAGAAUCUAAAGAUUUGAAUGUUGAGGAAGAUGCGUUCGAGUGAAGAGGAGAUGGCACUGGCUAGAUGUAAAAGUAACAUGAAUAGUUUUUAAAACUAUCAUUGCAGAAAUUAUAACUGGUUCCCGGUUAUUUAUUUAUUUAUGUGUGUGUGUGUGUGUCUGUGUGUAUAUACACAUAUACAGGCUAACUUCACUAUAACGAAUCCCCAUGGGACCUGGAGAAAUGUUCAUUAUAUCAGGGUGUUCACUAUAAUAAGGUUUGGCAUUUUUCUGUGUCAGAAUAAUGACAAAACAGCACAUUUGAAUUGAACAUCAAUAUACAGUACUUUUAUGAAGAUUCCUUCACAUUGAUCAACAUUUAAACUGUAUUGUGACAAGGUACUCGUGUCACAUAUGUGGGCAACCGCAUUGCAAGACAGAGAGCCAUGGGAGUUGGAGUUGAAACGCUGGCACAGGCACGCAGGAUUUAUUCAACACAAAACAGAAAGUAAACAAAUGGGUCAUGUGACGCUACCAACGAUGGUAACGCACAGAGGACACAUACAGAAGUUUCAAUCGAGCGCCCAUCUGUAAACAAUCAUUUGAUCAAACAUAACGACUCCAAAAAGCACACAAAACAAACCUGCUUCCACAUAUAAAUUACACCAACACUAAUUUCCCCCCGUGCAGGGCAAUCACCAUGCUACAGGUAUGUUUAAAAGAAAACAGUAAAGAAAUGAAAAAGGAAAGAAUGUACACUUACAUGCUGAAUACAGUAAUUACAUGUCCUUUCUCUAGAAAAAACUAUCCAGCAUAGAUUGUGGUUGCAGUUUGUGUGAAGAUGACUGACAGGCAACGAUUGCAUCCGUCAUGCAUGAUUCGUACUACAAUAGUAAUCUUUGAAUUAGCGUUAUCUUUGAAUUAGUCAACCAUGGUCUUUGUUUUCACUGAGAGAAUAAUCGAUAUUAAUAUCGAUUAAAUGAUCCUGUACGCGAUCGUUCUAAUAGGGCUAAUUUGCAUUGAAAAAAUCGUUUCUUGCUGUUCGGAUCGUUAAAAACGGGUGUUCGUUAUAAGAAGGAUUCAUUAUAGUGAAGUUAGCCAGUGUGUGUAUGUGUGUAUAAUAUAUAUAAUGUGCUUUUGAAUUCAGCUGAUGUUCAAAGACAAUGCUAAACAGAUUUGUACUGUACUUUGCCAUAUAUUUGCUACAUGCUUGCUAACAGGUUUUAUAAACAUGAUGAAUAUUGCAUCAGAUCGUGAGUGAAAUUUGCUGUAAGUUGGGGUGGGGUGAGGAGUGAACCAAGAGCAGUGCAAUACAAAUUAUUUUUACCUUGAUCUUUGUAGUUCAGAAUGUCAGUGUGCUGAUUCUUUGAUACCAAAUGUUGUAAAUCCCAAUGAAGCAGCACAAUCAGGACACAACAUUCUCUUUGUGUCCUGUAUGUGUAAAGAGCAGCUAAUUUAGAAAAACAGAAAUGGGUUUAAAACAUUAAGCAAGUUGUAUGGGACAUGUAUGGAAUGUAGAUGCCAACAGUAGGCACAAAAUUAAUGUGGUGGGUUCUGUAGCUGGCAAAAGCACAUGCAAUUACAAAAAAACACAAGGAAGGCUUGUCUUAUUUAGGAAGUAGGAAGAAGUAUUGAAUACCAUAUAGAGAUGGCCUUAAGAAGUAAGCCUUUUAAAGAGAGUUAGUGAUUGCCAGUCCUGUAUUUCUAAUGCAAAAGAUGUAAAAUGCAGGUCAGUUUUACUGCAAAUUGUCAACACUGUAUUUUUUGAGCAAACAUGAUAUGGUAAUUUUAUAAACCUAGAUUUUGCCUGUAUUCAGAACUGCUCUUUUUCACAUACAUAUCUUUUCUCAUAGGCCAAAUAAAUGCCAAAUCUAAAA
Messenger RNA from Acipenser ruthenus (sterlet), 3337 nucleotides. RefSeq names its product N-acyl-phosphatidylethanolamine-hydrolyzing phospholipase D-like. Gene Ontology annotation, molecular function: zinc ion binding; N-acylphosphatidylethanolamine-specific phospholipase D activity. Gene Ontology annotation, cellular component: cytoplasm; membrane-bounded organelle. The transcript is spliced from 5 exons. The record is from RefSeq and is a predicted model, not a curated record. Gene Ontology annotation, biological process: N-acylethanolamine metabolic process; N-acylphosphatidylethanolamine metabolic process. The coding region runs from base 284 to 1525 and encodes 413 amino acids. NCBI's taxonomy places the organism in Eukaryota, Metazoa, Chordata, Actinopteri, Acipenseriformes, Acipenseridae.